UGAAGGGCGAGAUUUUGUGAUACCGCAUUUGCCCUUCGAACGACAACAAGCGUGUGUUGCUGGUUGAGCUGAUAAUGAGUGAUGCCGUGGUAGGCUAGACGUCGAGAAGGAAGGGAUGGUAUCAUGUAUGUAGGCUGUGGGAUGCGCUAGGAAGCAGUCGGAUAGUCGGCUGCGAUUCCCGACGCGCCAUGGCGCCCAAACUUGCAGCGUCACCGGCAUCAAGAUGGAUGCAGACAUGAGAUCAUCGACUGCCGUUGCGACAAGAACCUGGCGACCAGCUCCUUCCCACUGCAUAUACAUCCCACGCAGGUCCUGCAUCAACACCAUGGAUUCUCUUCUUGCAGCAUUCCGUUGGAGGUCCUUCUUCGAUCCUCCUCCUCUACUCCCACCUCGAAUCCUCCUUUGACGGCCUGUCCACAGCGUUAUCUAUCUUUACCUCACAUUCCCAUUUACAGAUCAUGAAGACAUUAUUCGGGGCAGCGGUGACGCUGUUCGCCGUCCGCCUUGCCCUUGGGCAAUCAUCUUCGAUUUGCGGCCCAUCUCCGUCUGGCUCGAUAAACCCUUCCCUCGCCUCUGGCUACCGUAUGCAAGUGGUUGCGACCGGCUUGUCUAAACCACGCGGGAUUCUCCUGGACAAGGCUGGUAAUCUGAUGGUUGUCGAGCAAGGAAGAGGAGUCAUCUCGGCACAUACCCUGAAUGAGGACAGUGCAGGCUGUGUUUCGCUGGGAACUUCGAGCGAUAUCACGUCGCCCCUAGGCCUGAACCAUGGCAUAGAGCUAUCCGGGGAUGGGAAAACACUCUACGCUUCAUCUUCGGACCAGGUCUUUGCCUGGCAAUAUUCUCAGUCGUCGAGGACCGUAUCGAAUCGCACCGUCCUCGUCACAAACAUGGCUGGCAGUGACCAUACCACACGCACCUUGCUGCUCUCCAAGAAAGCCCCUGGUUUACUUGUGGUGACCAGAGGCAGCACCUCCAACAUUGAUUUUGCAGCUGCGAGUCUGAGCUCCGGCCACUCUCAAAUCAAGGCAUUCAACUUGACCAAUCAAACAGGCACUCCCUACAAUUUUGACACAUCAGGGCUACGAUUGGGCUGGGGGUUGAGGAACGAUGUCGGCAUUGCAGAGCAUCCUGUUUCUGGGGGAGUGUUUUCCGUCGAGAACUCUGCCGACCAAAUCACUCGAAUGGGCGUCGACGUUCACCAAGACAACCCUGCCGAAGAGAUGAACUUUCUGGGAUAUCUAAACGGCACCCAGUAUGCUCCUCAAGGUGGCAAUUUUGGUUAUCCUUGGUGCUUCUCGGCAUGGGGGGUCCAGGACUUGCCAGACAACGACAACUUGACGGUGGGCAGUCAGUUUGCCAUAGACGCCAGUCCUGACUCCAACAAUGAGAAUCGGACCGAUGUAUAUUGUGCGGAACAAUUACCUGCUCGCCUGGUCUUCCAGGCUCACAUGGCUCCACUAGAUAUCAAGUUCAACAACAGUGGCACAGAGGCUUGGAUCACUUUCCACGGAAGUUGGGACAGAGACACUCCCACUGGAUACAAGUUGAGCGUCGUGGCGUUCCACGGUGAUGGCCAGCCUGUCGACGACCUCCAGAGUACCACGGCUGCGCGAGACAUCUUCGCCAACGCAGAUAACUCGAGGUGUCCAAAUGACUGUUUCCGACCGGUUGGCAUGGCUAUCGAUGCUCGCGGUCGAAUCUUUGUGUCCUCGGAUGCCUCUGGCGAGAUCUACCUCAUUUCCAAAGUGUCAGGGGGCAAUGCUACGUCCUCGAGUACAUCAGGGUCGCCUUCUUCGACGUCGACUUCAUCGGCCGCAGUGUCCAACCAGCCCUCGGUCCUAAUGUAUGUUGGGGUGGUUUUGUGUGUUGGCGUCCUUAGGGCCUUCAUGAUAUGAGCGUGCGGAGUAACAUCAAGUUCCUAGAGCCCUGGAAUGGGAGACGGCGAGCCGAUGUCAAAAAUAAGUGGCACAGGCUGACGAGAAAUAUACAGAGAAGUGAUUCACUAUUGACUGAAGGUAACCAUCAUUGAAGAGGGCAUUUAUUCUGUCCUUAGGCAUAACGGUGUCCUUACCCUUAUUAACAACAUAAGCUAUUUGAUCUGGGCGGCCACCUCGUCGCUAUUGAGCGACUGGUUAGAUUCCGAGAU
This is a messenger RNA of Cladophialophora immunda, 2146 nucleotides long. RefSeq lists its product as uncharacterized. The transcript has 2 exons. The coding region runs from base 459 to 1895 and encodes 478 amino acids. The record is from RefSeq and is a predicted model, not a curated record. NCBI's taxonomy places the organism in Eukaryota, Fungi, Ascomycota, Eurotiomycetes, Chaetothyriales, Herpotrichiellaceae.